AUGUCCAAUAAUCAUAAUAUUGUUCAUCAAGCAAAUGGUGUAAAAAUAAGAGAAACUCCAAAAGAAUUUUUCAAUAGACAACCAAAUCAAGCUCAUAUCAAAGAUUUACAACAUUAUCAUGAAUUAUAUAAACAAUCAAUUGAAGAUCCUGAAGGAUUUUUUGGACCAUUAGCAAAAGAAUUAUUAAGUUGGGAUAAAGAAUUUUCAACUAUAAGAAAUGGUUCAUUAAAAAAUGGAGAUGCUGCAUGGUUUUUAGGAGGUCAAUUGAAUGCUUCAUAUAAUUGUGUUGAUAGACAUGCUUUUAAAAAUCCAAAUAAACCUGCUUUAAUAUAUGAAGCUGAUGAAGAUUCUGAUUCAUAUAUUGUUACAUAUGGAGAAUUAUUAAGAGAAGUUUCAAAAGUUGCAGGAGUUUUAAAAAGUUGGGGUAUUGGAAAAGGAGAUACUGUAGCAGUUUAUUUACCAAUGUCACCACAAGCUAUUAUUGCAAUAUUAGCUAUUGUAAGAUUAGGUGCAUCUCAUUCAGUAAUAUUUGCAGGUUUUUCAUCUGGAUCAAUAAAAGAUAGAGUAAAUGAUGCUCAAUGUAAAGCUUUAAUUACAUGUGAUGAAGGUAAAAGAGGUGGUAAAACAGUAAAUAUAAAAAAAUUAUGUGAUGAAGCACUUUUAAAUUGUCCAACUGUUAAAAAUGUUUUAGUUUUUAAAAGAACAAAUAAUCCAGAUAUUAUAUUAAAAGAAGGUAGAGACUUUUAUUGGGAUGAAGAAACUGCAAAAUUUCCUGGUUAUUUACCACCAACUCCUGUAAAUUCAGAAGAUCCAUUAUUUUUAUUAUAUACUUCAGGUUCAACAGGAACACCAAAGGGAGUUGUUCAUACAACUGCAGGAUUUUUAUUAGGUGCAGCAUUAACUACAAAAUAUAUUUUCGAUGUUCAUGAAGAAGAUAUAUUUUUCACUGCAGGUGAUGUUGGUUGGAUUACUGGUCAUACUUAUGCAGUAUAUGGACCAUUAUUAUUAGGUGUUCCAUCAGUUAUAUUUGAAGGUACUCCUGCAUAUCCAGAUUUUGGUAGAUUUUGGCAUAUAGUUGAAAAACAAAAAGUUACUCAUUUUUAUGUUGCCCCCACAGCUUUAAGAUUAUUAAGAAAAUCAGGUGAAGAAGAAAUUAAAAAAUAUGAUUUAUCUUCUUUAAGAACUUUAGGUUCAGUUGGUGAACCUAUUUCUCCUGAUAUUUGGGAAUGGUAUAAUGAACAUGUUGGUAAAAAUGAAUGUCAUAUUUCAGAUACUUAUUGGCAAACAGAAUCUGGUUCUCAUUUAAUUGCACCUAUAGCUGGUGUUACUCCGAAUAAACCAGGUUCUGCAUCAUAUCCAUUUUUUGGAAUUCAAUUAGGAAUAAUUGAUCCAGUAAGUGGUGUUGAAAUUGAAGGUAAUGAUGUUGAAGGUGUUUUAGUUAUAAAAGAUCAUUGGCCAUCAAUGGCAAGAACAGUUUAUAAAAAUCAUCAAAAAUAUAUGGACACUUAUAUGAAUCCUUAUCCAGGAUAUUAUUUUACAGGUGAUGGAGCAGCAAGAGAUCAUGAUGGUUAUUAUUGGAUAAGAGGUAGAGUAGAUGAUGUUGUAAAUGUAAGUGGACAUAGAUUAUCAACUGCAGAAAUUGAAGCUGCAUUAAUAGAAGAUACAAGAGUAAGUGAAUCAGCAGUUGUUGGUAUAAAUGAUGAUUUAACAGGUCAAGCAGUUAUUGCUUUCGUUGCAUUAAAAGAACAACCAAAACCAGAAGAUGAAUUAAAUGUAAGAAAAGAAUUAAUUUUACAAGUUAGAAGAAAUAUAGGACCAUUUGCUGCACCAAAAUCUGUAAUUAUAGUACAUGAUUUACCAAAAACAAGAUCAGGUAAAAUUAUGAGAAGAAUUUUAAGAAAAAUAAGUUCAAAUGAAGCUGAUCAAUUAGGUGAUAUAACAACUUUAAUGAAUCCUCAAUCUGUUGCAAGUAUUAUAGAAUCUUUUGAAUCACAAUUUGGUAAAAAAUAA
Messenger RNA from Lodderomyces pseudojiufengensis, 2010 nucleotides. It is a transcript of the gene ACS2, whose product is annotated as acetate--CoA ligase. The transcript has a single exon. NCBI's taxonomy places the organism in Eukaryota, Fungi, Ascomycota, Pichiomycetes, Serinales, Debaryomycetaceae. Gene Ontology annotation, molecular function: AMP binding; acetyl-CoA synthetase activity. Bases 1 to 2010 code for a protein of 669 amino acids. Gene Ontology annotation, cellular component: cytosol. The record is from RefSeq and is a predicted model, not a curated record.